CAUCAGUGUGCCUGCAGAGGUGGGGAAUAUAUGUAGCUAAACUUAUUGUAUAUUAAAUAUUAACAGUUUUUACGAAGUUAUAUGUUGUCGGAAUAGCCAAAUUUAAAAGUGCGGAUAUUGUGCAAACUCUCAGAACAAAGAUGGAGGCUAAUAGAAGCUAAAGCUCCAGGACGACAAUAGUUUUUUCGCCUUUUUGUUGUCUCUCCGUUUGAAACAAAUAUCCUGCUGUGAUGGCGUCAGAGGAUGAAUUCAGUCUGCUGGUCAUCGUCGUGGAUGUAAACCCGAUAUGGUGGGGGCAGCAAGCCCAGCGUGAGCCAGAGUUCACCCUGUCCAAGUGUCUGGACGCAGUCAUGGUGAUGGGCAACUCCCAUAUGGCCAUGACCAGGACAAAUAAGCUGGCUGUCAUCGCAAGCCACUGCCAAGACAGUUACUUCCUGUAUCCCAGUAAGAGCUGGCGAGCUGGGGACAGCGGAGGAGAUGAUGUCCCCUCCAGCGGAGAUGGAAAAUAUGAACUCCUGUCAGUCGCCAACAACCUUAUUGCUGAAGAGAUCAGGAGUGUUAUGUCAAAAACUGAAGUGAGGGGAAAUUCAACAGAUACUCUUUUGGCUGGAUCCCUUGCCAAAGCUCUCUGCUAUAUUCACAGGGUCUCAAAAGAGCUGGAAGUUGGGAACGAGAUGAAAGCAAGAAUAUUGGUGAUAAAAGCAGCUGAGGACUGUGCCCUCCAGUACAUGAACUUCAUGAAUGUGAUUUUUGCUGCCCAGAAGCAGAACAUCCUGAUAGAUGCCUGUGUGUUGGACUCAGACUCAGGUCUCCUUCAGCAGGCUUGUGAUAUAACUGGAGGACUGUACCUCAAGAUACCACAGAAAGUUGCCCUGGGACAAUACCUUUUAUGGGUGUUCCUGCCUGACACGGAGCAGCGUUCACAGCUGGUGCUGCCGCCACCUGCACACGUGGACUACAGAGCUGCAUGUUUCUGUCAUCGUAACCUCAUUGAGAUUGGUUACGUGUGCUCGGUUUGUCUGUCAAUAUUCUGCAACUUCAGCCCCAUCUGUACAACCUGCGAGACUGCCUUCAAAAUCCAACUCCCACAGAUGGUCAAGCCCAAAAAGAAGAAACUCAAGCAACCUAUGUGAUUGUUACUGGGAUUACACUAAUAUGGUUUCAUUUGUUUCAUAUUCAGAUUAUGGCAUUUUGUUUAGUUUUGUAACAAGCUCCAGUGACAUCCAAGAAAUGCCUGUGAGUCAGCACGGUCAUAUGGAACAUGCUGACUGAGAAUCUUUACAUUUACAUGGAGGCUGAUACUUAACUACUUAAAAAGGUACUUUAGCAUAUAAAACAUUCAGUCAUACAUUUGGCCCGAGUAUAUAACAUUUGUUCACAAGACUUAAUUUAUGUGAUUGUUUUGUCCAUAUUGAUAGAAACAGUUGGCACACAUCUUUUAAGGAUAAGUUACACAGCCUACGUGUACAUUGAGUUAAUGCUAUGGAAAAACAGCAUUUUUGUGUUGUAAAUUUUUAUACAAUAAAAAAAUCAUGUUAUAUUCUUA
Toxotes jaculatrix (banded archerfish) is the source of this 1546-nucleotide messenger RNA. It is a transcript of the gene gtf2h3, whose product is annotated as general transcription factor IIH, polypeptide 3. Gene Ontology annotation, biological process: nucleotide-excision repair; regulation of DNA-templated transcription. The transcript is spliced from 13 exons. The record is from RefSeq and is a predicted model, not a curated record. Gene Ontology annotation, cellular component: transcription factor TFIIH holo complex; transcription factor TFIIH core complex. The coding region runs from base 231 to 1133 and encodes 300 amino acids. NCBI's taxonomy places the organism in Eukaryota, Metazoa, Chordata, Actinopteri, Toxotidae.